Messenger RNA from Galendromus occidentalis (western predatory mite), 1344 nucleotides. Its product is annotated as ribonuclease DdI. Gene Ontology annotation, molecular function: ribonuclease T2 activity; RNA binding. The record is from RefSeq and is a predicted model, not a curated record. NCBI's taxonomy places the organism in Eukaryota, Metazoa, Arthropoda, Arachnida, Mesostigmata, Phytoseiidae. Bases 182 to 964 code for a protein of 260 amino acids. The transcript is spliced from 5 exons. Gene Ontology annotation, biological process: RNA catabolic process. Gene Ontology annotation, cellular component: extracellular region.
GUAGCUGUGGCUAGUCAAUUGGCUCUGCUAGAUCUCGCCGAUCGCCAGGUUGACUAACUCGGGUGCUCAUUUACUCACUCUAUCAUUCAUCCAUACAUUCAUAGGAGCCCCGUCUGACCGGUUGACAUUCAGUGUUGUUCCGGAUCCUCAGGACGUAUUGGGGAGCGAUCUCCGGUCGACCAUGCUUCAACGCUUCUCUGUGGCUUUAGUGCUGUGCUGUAUAUUCAUUCAACUCCUGGUCAUCCAUCCGACGGAGUCGAGACCGAAAAAACAGAAACAAGCCGGCCGGAACCAAUCGCUCUUCAAUCACUACGUCUUCGCUCUCACUACCAAGGGAGGCUUCUGCAACACCUCACGGAAAUGCAACAGGCAAAGCUUCAGAGCAGCUCAAUGGACGAUUCAUGGCCUCUGGCCCAGUAACAGCACCUCGUCCGGCUCCGUGACCUCAUGUGCAGCUCGGGAGAAGUUUUCCGUGGAGAAACUCUCACCAAUACAGGAACGCUUGAACGACGAUUGGCCCUCUUUCCUCGGCAAUAACUCAAAGUUCUGGCAUCAUCAGUGGUCGAAACAUGGUAGCUGCUCCGUGAAUCACACUUUGAUUAAGACCGUGGCUGAUUACUUCAACACUACUCUGGAUAUCUACAGGAAACACAACGUGAGCAACUUCCUCAUUAAUGAUAAUAUCGUACCGCGAUUGGAGCCUUACAAGACGAAAGAUUUCUUCGAAGCAAUCCGCAACGAUCUCGAUAAUAAGAACGUGAACGUGAUCUGUCGAAGAGCUGCGAACAUAUCUGUAGUCGUCGAAGUGCGCAUUUGUUUGAAUGAAACUCAGCUGAAUGUUGUCGAUUGUCCAAGAAAGCACUCGAGCUGUCGAAAAGAUCUGUACUACCUGCCCCCUUUGAGCCCCGGUGGCGAGCCCCCGGCACCGGCGGAUACAGCAAAAGUGGUCGCGACCGAGAACUGAAACCGAGGCGUGGCAUUCACUUAGCACUCGAAUCGAAAUAAAGUCGCGAUCCAUUCAGUGACAUAAUCGAAUCGGCGAAUUUUGCGCACGAAAACAGGUUUGAUGAGCGGGAAAGUCAUGUCGGAAACUAAAUAUAAGCACCGGAAUGAAGCCGUCUACAUGGAGUCGUUUAACUGAUUUACAAUAUGUCUAUCCCAGAGCGCGUGUGUAUCGCUCUCGAUUGAAGAGAUCCUACGGUUAGAACGUAUACCCAUAGUUUUCCACUGUGUCUAGCUUGCAUUCCUGAGUCUGCCAACCAGUCAUAAAAUCGUAGAAAUCGUCAUAAAGCUCAAGCAGCGAACCAGGCUCCGAGGAGCCGCUCGGUCUGCGCCACCCACGGA